AUGGGGAUCUUUAAAUUCCAGGCCUUGCUUAUCGCCGUGUGGUACAUUUCUUCGGUACUAGCAUUGGUUAUUGAACAAGAUACAGUUGUUGACUCCCCUGUCAAUUUGGACAUUGGAAGCCUCACGGUCAAUGAGGGAGUGAGUUACACUGUCAAAAACAACCUCCUUACUGCUCUUGCUGGCAAUUUGGACAACAAGGGAAGCUGGUUUGUCACUUCCACUAAUGGUUUGGCUGCUUCUGUCACUAUCGCUUCUGGUACCAUCCUUAACUCCGGUGACCUUGUCUUCGAUACAUUGCAAGCCAGUGUUAUCAGUAACUACAACUUGGACUCGAUUGGAACGUUUUCCAAUACGGGAAAUAUGUGGAUUGGUAUCAGUGCCUUCUCCUUGGUGCCACCAAUUAUUCUCGGUUCUGCUUUGGAUUGGUCAAACUCUGGUAGGAUCUAUCUUAAGCAAGAGAACGGGGCUCCUUCCCCGAUAACCAUUUCUCAAGUACUUGGCACCAUCGAAAACGAUGGUACCAUCUGUCUUGAACGUACCAACUGGGUUCAGACAACUACCAUCACUGGUUCUGGUUGCGUGAAUGUGAAGGAUGACGGCCACCUUCAGCUUGAGAUCACUCCUUGGUCUGUUUCUGACGAUCAGACAAUCUAUCUUUCUUCACCCUCGUCGGCCUUGUCUGUCCUUGGUUUGGAACCUAGUCUUUUGGGUGCAAAGACGUACAAUGUUCUUGGUUUUGGUGGUGGUAACGAAAUCAGAGUUAACACCGGCUUCACAGACUAUCUGUACAACGACGGCGUCUUGUCACUUUCGUUCUUCCUUGGUGUCUUCAGUAUUGACUUCCGUAUUGGUGAGGGCUACUCCGAUUCCGAUUUCUCUACCAACGGUAUUGGACGUGGCGGCACAAGUAUCUCCUACAGUGGAGACUAUCCUGGUGAAGUCCCAGAGCAAUGUUUGUGUGAGGACUUCCCAGCACCACCUGAGGAAACCGACACCAGCUCUGUGGUACCACCUGAGACUUCUGAGCCUGAGUCCUCUUCUACAGACGAUACAUCCGAGCCUAACACCACUUCUGAGCCGGAACCUACCUCCGAGCCAGACUCCUCCUCUGAGCCAGACCCCUCUGAACCCGAGCCAACCUCGGAGCCAGAGACAUCGGAAACCGACACAGCUCUGGAGACUGAUAACUCUUCAAGCACAGACGAACCCUCUGAGACAGACAGCAUCUCUGACUCUGACUCUGACUCUGCCACCGAUACUGGCUCUGCCACCGAUACUGGCUCUGCCACCGAUACUGGCUCUGCUACCGACACUGGCUCUGCUACCGACACUGGCUCUGCCACCGAUACUGGCUCUGCCACAGAUACUGACUCUGCCACCGAUACUGGCUCUGCCACCGAUACUGGCUCUGCCACCGAUACUGGCUCUGCUACCGACACUGACUCCGCUACCUCAGGUCCUGACGACACUGGGAAGCCUACCAAAACCUCUGAUGAUGGAAAGAAAACCACAACUGUGACAGAGUGCACUGAGACCGACGGUAAGGUUGUUACCAAGACCGUCAUCAUCUGUGAGACUACCGAGCCAAACGGUCAUCCAACCACCAUCACCACUUUACCUCCUCGUACUACCACAUAUGUCACCCAUCAGAAGACCAUCACCGAGGUGGUUUGUGAAAAGGUUGUGGAAGGUACCAUCAUUAUCUACACCACUGUCACCACCAAGGAGCCAUUGGUGACCCAGAAGCCUGGUGACCACAAGCCAGCCCCUUCAACUGUUGCAGGUGUGCCAGUCACUGAUACCACUCAGACUAUUCAAACGACGGCUUACGUUUCGACUUAUGAAGGCGGAGCUCCUCUUGCGAGAUUCGGCUUUCGGUGGCUUCUUUCGCUUGCUCUUCUCGUCGUGUUGUGA
Molecule: messenger RNA, 1914 nt
Organism: Candidozyma duobushaemuli
Lineage: Eukaryota; Fungi; Ascomycota; Pichiomycetes; Serinales; Metschnikowiaceae
Gene: IFF6
Product: Iff6p
Exons: 1
Coding region: 1-1914 (637 amino acids)
Source: RefSeq, a predicted model, not a curated record